GCGGGAUUCUAUCUUCCACAAGUAACAUUUCAUCUAUCAUUCUUUGAGAAUUGUGGUAUAAUUUUCACAUUCUUUCUUACUUUCACCAUCAUGGCUGGAAAUAUUGAUCUUUGUAUUCGGAUUUCUGAAGACAAAUCUGAACAAGAACAUGACCAAGUGUCUAGAGAAAAAGAAUUUGACUACUCACAAAGGGGACAGUGGCUGCGUGCUGCUGUUUUGGGAGCCACUGAUGGUCUAGUCUCUGUUGCAUCUCUGAUGAUGGGAGUUGGAGCUGUGAAGGAAGAUGUGAGAGCCAUGAUUCUUACAGGCUUUGCUGGCUUAGUUGCAGGUGCAUGCAGUAUGGCAAUAGGUGAAUUUGUUUCAGUCUAUUCCCAACGAGAUAUAGAGGUUGCUCAGAUGAAAAGAGAUAAGAAAAUAUCAGGAAACGAGGAGGAAAGUGAGAAGGAAGCACUCCCGAAUCCCAUUCAAGCAGCUGCAGCAUCAGCCUUAGCAUUCAUGUUGGGGGCCAUCAUGCCUUUACUUGCUGCUGCUUUCAUAAUGGACCAUAAAGUUAGGCUGGGGGUGGUGGUAGCCACAGUGAGCUUGGGGCUUGUGGUUUUUGGGUGGAUUGGGGCUGUUCUUGGGGGGAGUCGGGUGGUGAAGUCUUGUUUUAGGAUUCUGGUUGGAGGGUGGAUGGCUAUGGCUAUUACUUUUGGACUUACCAAGUGGAUAGGAUCUACUGGCUUGUAGUUGCAUCAGAAUAAUGUAUUUUCUCUUUUUCAUAUUGUAUUCAUCAGGUGUUUUCAUGUCAUAUUUAACACCAAUCAACGAUUAAUAUAAAAUAGUGGAGCUAAAAUUGGUAGAAAUAUGGUAACUUCGAGUUUUAGGCAUAAAACCUAAUCAUGAAUAGUGCGAGAUUGGAUUCAUGUAUAUGGUCCGUAGGAUCUUAAGAAACCCCAAAACUGGUAUUCCGUAUGUAUUAGUUAUACCAAUAUGUUUACUAUCAAUGGAUAAGGAUGAUGAGAUUUAAAGAUUGUUA
Molecule: messenger RNA, 1018 nt
Organism: Lactuca sativa (garden lettuce)
Lineage: Eukaryota; Viridiplantae; Streptophyta; Magnoliopsida; Asterales; Asteraceae
Product: vacuolar iron transporter homolog 4
Biological process (GO): intracellular manganese ion homeostasis
Molecular function (GO): manganese ion transmembrane transporter activity
Source: RefSeq, a predicted model, not a curated record